This is a messenger RNA of Cajanus cajan (pigeon pea), 1932 nucleotides long. Its product is annotated as protein NUCLEAR FUSION DEFECTIVE 4. Lineage: Eukaryota; Viridiplantae; Streptophyta; Magnoliopsida; Fabales; Fabaceae. The record is from RefSeq and is a predicted model, not a curated record. Gene Ontology annotation, cellular component: membrane.
CGCAACAAUAAUUCUGAGAGACCCUUGUUCUAUAUUAUUUAUUGAUCAUCUUAGUGUGAGUAGGAGAGACACAAAAAUGACCACCAUUCUCUCUAACAGCAUGAGUAGUGGGCGAUUUGGCGGUUUAGGAUUUUUAGCACAAGUUCUAAAAGGUCGAUGGUUCAUGCUUUGUGCCUCUUUCUUCGUCAUGGCUGGUGGUGGUUCCGUCUAUAUCUUUGGAUCAUACUCCGAAGUAAUCAAAUCUACACAAGGUUAUGAUCAAAGCACACUCAACUUUUUGGGGUUUUGUAAGGACCUUGGUGGAAAUUUGGGUGCACCAAUUGGUCUCAUGGGAGAGAUUACCCCUCCAUGGUUGGUUCUCCUCAUUGGAUCCCUCCUCAACUUUGUUGGCUACUUCAUGAUCUGGCUUGUGGUCACUGGCAGAAUAUACAAACCCCACGUUUGGCAGGUUUGCCUUUACAUCGCCAUUGGUGCUAGUUCUCAAAACUUUUACAACACUGGAGUAAUAACCACCUGCGUCAAAAACUUCCCAGAGAGUAGGGGCACCAUAUUAGGGUUGUUGAAGGGUUACCUUGGACUCAGUGGAGCCUUCUUGACCCAACUUUACUUGGCCAUUUAUGGGAAUGAUUCUGAAUCUCUCAUCCUUCUCAUUGCAUGGCUCCCUGCUGCUAUACCAAUCGUGUUUGCAUGUGUGAUUCGGAUCAUGAAGGUUGGAACUAGACAAGCCAACGAGGGGAAGUUAAUCACCCAAUUUUUUUUCGCUUCAAUUGCACUUGCAAUAUUCAUCAUGGCUAUGAUCAUUGCUCAGAAACAAGUUGCUUUCUCCAAAGCAGGUUACGCUGGAAGUGUUACUGUGGUAUGCCUUCUUCUUAUCAUUCCUUUGUUCAUUGUUAUUAGAAAGGAGUUCUUAGAGUGGAACAUCAGGGAAAAAGUUGCACACGCACGUACUCCAAAUGAGAUUGUCACAGAGAAACCACAAAUUGUUGAACCUGAGCCUAAAGAAUCUCCACUCCCUCUAAAUUCUUCUACUUGUUUUGCCAAUAUAUUCAAUAAACCUGAAAGAGGAGAGGAUCACAGCAUACUGCAAGCACUGUUGAGUGUUGACAUGAUGUUAGUUUUGGUUUCAUCAUUUGCUGGCUAUGGAACAAACGUGUCUAUAGUGGACAACUUGGGACAAAUUGGCAUGUCUCUAGGAUACACUGGCAACACAGUGAGAUCAUUUGUGUCACUUGUGAGCAUUUGGAAUUACUUUGGGAGGGUCUUGGCUGGUUUUGUGUCAGAAAUUUUGCUUGAAAAGUACAAAGUUCCACGCCCUUUGUUGUUGACCUUUUCGCAUUUGCUUACAUGCAUUGGUCACCUUCUCAUUGUGUUCUCAGUACCCGGUUCCGUCUACUUUGCAUCAGUGAUAAUUGGAUUCUCGUUUGGUAUAAUGUGGCCAAUGUUCUAUGCACUUGUCUCUGAACUCUUCGGUCUUAAAUAUUUUGCCACACUGCAGAAUUGUGUGCUCAUGAUUAUUCCCCUUGCAUCAUAUGUGCUAAAUGUUAGGGUCACUGGCUUCUUUUACGACAAAGAGGCAACAAAGCAACUCAAAAAAAGUGGCCAAGAGUGGGUGAAGGGCACAGAGUUGACUUGCAUUGGAACCGAAUGCUACAAGCUUUCUAUAAUAAUAUUGGCAUGCGUUUCUUUUUUUGCAGCAGUGACUUCUUUGAUUCUUGCAAUGAGGACCAAGAAGUUCUAUAGAAGUGACAUAUACAAGAAGUUCACCAAGGAUGCAACAACUGCAGAAACGGAGUUGACUAAAUCCUCGAUUCGUAAGGAAGAGCGAGUGGUCAAUUAAUAAUGGAAGAAACUAUGCACUAUAAACACAUCGAAUUUUAGUUGACAAAUAUAUUGAGCUGAAGUAUGGUUGUGUUUCUCAUGUAUUUUGUUAUG